AUGGAUCCCAAGGCGGCGGCGAAGUCGAAGCGCUCACACACGGUGCACGGCCGCCGCGUCCACCAGACCCCCGCCGCGGCGGCCGCGCACAGGCAGAAGCGGGCCGCCGCAGCCGCAGCCGCAGCCACCUCGUCCGGCCCCCGCAGCCGCAACCUCCCCUCGAAUUGGGACCGCUACGACGCCGAGGGCGAGGCGGAGGACCCUGCGGCCGCCGAGGAAUGGACAGGCGAGGUGGCUCCGCGCAGCAAGGGCGCCGACUUCGGAUUCUUGCUAGAGCAGGCCCGAGCGCAGCCCCCCGGGGGCCGGGACCUCAGCGCGCCGUGUCUCCCCUCCCAGGACUUGCCAUUUGAUUUUAUGCAGGCUUCUACCUCUAUGCUCGAAGCUAAAGGUGAAGGAAUCUUGUCCUGGUGUGCUGAUGAUAACUUUAUAUUAGAGGACGACCUAGCACCAGAUUUUGAGGUGCCUUUUCUGUCCAUGGAUUUGAAUGCAUUGGCCAAUCACCUUUCAAAGAUUAAGCUUUCUCGGAGACUUUUUAUAGAAGAAGAUCUAUUUCCUGAGGAUAUGGCUGAUGCAUCGGAAGACAAUGAAAUAGCUAUUGAACUUGACACCUCUGUGGAAAUUGAUGCUAAAGGCAGUUCAGUUGGACAUAACUUGAACUCUGAACCCAGGAAAGGUACAAGUCAUCAUGAGUAUGCCAGCAACAUCUGUUCUGAUGAUCAAAUGAAAACAGAACGCCGGUCGCAAUGUUAUGCACAAGAAACUACAGCGUCUCCAAAGAUUAGUACUCAUUCAGUGAAUUCUGAUAGUGAAGAAGAUAAGACCUACAAACAAAUCAUGGAUACUGAUCCUGGUAUGAGCCAUAGCAAAGGGUUGAAGUUUGAGGUGGGUGCUGCAGAAGAACUUGACAUGCUCCUCAAUUCAUUUAGCGGAACUCACCUUUCCAGCGCCAAUUUGGACGAACCAUUUGAACACGCUUCAACUUUGCACGAGAUCAGUUUGUCAAAUGAGAAGGUUGAACCUAGCUUGUCUUCCAAACCACCUUUGCUUGCACCUCUCGACGAUGCUCUAGAUGACUUGCUUUCAGAGACUUCCCUUGAUGUACAGAGUGAAGGUUUUGGUACGCUAAGUACGACUUCUCAGCCAACUGCUAAUUCUGGUCAGAACAUUGGCUUCAGAUAUGCUAAGAAAAUUGAUGUGACGCCAUCUAUUGAUGAUUCGGUGGAUGAUUUGCUUGAAGACACUUCAUCAUGCUUAAAUGAGCCAAAGCAAAUUACAACUGCACAAGCAUCGAACAGCACCCCACUUGAUAGUGUACCCCUUCAUUCUGAUCCCUUAAAUGCAUCUGCAUCGGAUGAUUUUGAUUCAUGGUUUGAUUCUCUAUAG
This is a messenger RNA of Miscanthus lutarioriparius, 1383 nucleotides long. The record is from the annotation of a GenBank genome assembly. NCBI's taxonomy places the organism in Eukaryota, Viridiplantae, Streptophyta, Magnoliopsida, Poales, Poaceae.